AUGUUCACAUCAAGUAGGCAAGCUGCCAGACACUGCACCCCAAUAUGCAAACAGUACUUUAGAUCUGUACAUACUGUUCCUAGAUUAACUCAAAAAGUUGAUGCAGGUAUCAACGGUCUUUAUUCCCAAGAACAAACCAGAAUGGCUUGGUUUGACUAUCAAGAUUAUCUCGUUAAGAACUUAACCCUUUUGACUAAUGGUACUGCCAAUGAAACCAGAAGUCCUUAUCAAAUCUUACUUAAUACUGCCAAACAACCAGUCAAUCAACAUGUAUUCCAUUAUGCAUCUCAAGCACACAACAAUCAUUUCUUCUUUGAACAAUUGGCAAAUAAAGAAGAAGCACAAUUAACUAGACCAUCCAGAUUCAUUAUGGAUAGAUUGAUACGUAAUGACAUACCUGAUAUCAGUGUUCUCAAGGAAAAGAUGUUGACAUUGGCUGAGAAUUCAGUUGGACAAGGAUGGGUGUUUUUAGUUGAAACCCCUUAUAAAUCAUUCCAAAUAAUUAAAUGUAAUAAUGAUGGUACACCAUACUAUUAUGGAAAGAACCAAUCAUUGGACUUGAAUGGUGGUGUUGAUGAAAGUGCCUAUCAAUAUUUAGAAAACUUGAAAGAAAGAGCUGCCAAGAGAGAACGUGAUUAUAAUUUACCAAUUUUGGCUAUAAGUUUUUGGGAUCAAUCAUAUAUUAAAGAUUAUGGUCUUGGAGGUAAGAAAGAAUAUUUGGAAAGAGUAUGGGAUUGUAUAGAUUGGAAUGUUAUUAACAAGAGAUUCUUCCAAGUUUAA
This is a messenger RNA of Hemisphaericaspora subhashii, 780 nucleotides long. Its product is annotated as mitochondrial 37S ribosomal protein mS42. Gene Ontology annotation, biological process: superoxide metabolic process. Gene Ontology annotation, molecular function: metal ion binding; superoxide dismutase activity. The coding region runs from base 1 to 780 and encodes 259 amino acids. NCBI's taxonomy places the organism in Eukaryota, Fungi, Ascomycota, Pichiomycetes, Serinales, Debaryomycetaceae. The transcript has a single exon. The record is from RefSeq and is a predicted model, not a curated record.